Molecule: messenger RNA, 4992 nt
Organism: Seminavis robusta
Lineage: Eukaryota; Bacillariophyta; Bacillariophyceae; Naviculales; Naviculaceae
Source: the annotation of a GenBank genome assembly
AAGUAUCUUUUGUGGUACGUGUUCAGCGAAGGUUCUGCCCUAACUAACAUGUGAUUUAUAAACUCGCCCGACGUGCACUUUUUCGAAGGUUGUCGCUCAACAAGCACAAAACAAAUUCUCGACACUCCAAUUCGUCGCUACGUCGCCACAUUGGAGUGUGAACGUACUUCCACCUGUGAGCCUUGCUUGCAGUGGUCCAUCCAAUAAUUCGCUAUUAUCAUCACAGCCCUGGCAAGGGAGAGAGGUGAGGUGGAGCUGAAGCAAGAUGUCAGCAUCAGGGGAAGCGAAAAUGGAGAUUGCCAAUCCGCCGAUGGUAGAUGAUAAGGCUGGACGGAAAUCUCCCCCUCACAUUGCGGCAACAAUGAGCGAACACGAUGGUGCAGAAAAGUCCAAAUUUAUUUCGUAUGAACCUACAAGGGAAAUGGUUAGAUUAAAUGCCGACGAUGAUUGGGAAGCCGUCGUGUUCUACGUCAAGAAGGACGAUAUCGUUCGAAGUCAGGAUGUCGGGGAGGGGGGAGAGCUGCCACGAGAACCAUCGCCGAUUCGGGCUCGCACCUUUGUCUUUGGGAAUGAUAAGACGGGAGAAUCCAAGUGGAGAAAAGUUCCCCUCCAGGUCCUUUCUGCGGAUGAUAGGGAAAGAUUCGCAAAGACGAUCAAAGGUGCCGGUGCCUCCAAUCAAUCAUCUGAGGACGACCUAGACAAGGAAUUCUGUAAAGAUUUGCCUCCUUACCUCAAUUUUGAGGACAAGUCUUCGUCAAAAGAAGCUGAUCAGAAGGCUAAGAGCAUUAGUCACCUUCAGCGAGCCAACAAUCAUAUGAAAGACAUGUGGGAUUUGAGUACCGCAAAGAAGAGAAACAUUGAAGCGUCUCGGAAACCGCCAAGAGACCCAAGCAACGAUCCACUACGCCGACCGCCUCCAACUUCAUCGCAACGACCCAAUAGCCCAAGUGCUCAGAGUGCUACUAGCAAUGCUAGCACUACUGACCUUUCCCUUACGAAAACGCAGACAAUAACAGCACUCAAAUACCUCAACAAGGCGAUGGAGAGGAGAAAGAAGGUCCAAAAAGCAAAGCAAAUAGAAGCAAAGAGAGCUGAGAUGGCAAACGCGGUCACGAAACCAGUUCAAAAGCCUAGCAGUAGUAAAGGGCUGCCGCCAAGUACCCCUCGCGGAAGAGAUUCAAAUGGACUUUUUGAUCAUGCUUGCAGUCUGGGGAAUUUCUGUGCUACCAACCACCAACUGGACUUGCGAGACGACGAAAUCUUGUUUGAUAGUGCCCAAGAUGGAGAUUGCGAUGCCCCUGUCAUGGCGAUUGAGGUUCGGCACGACCAUCCUGAGGCAUCGGUGCUUACUGCACCCACCAUGUUUACCAGUUCACCAGAGUCGAAAUUGUUGGAAGUGGCAGAUGGAAAGCCAAACAACAUGCGGCAGGUAAUGUUCAACUUGUUGAGAAAUGUCAAGAGCAGUAAAGUUUCCUCUACCACAGGCACACCAUCCAGCAGCUCGGAGAUGCCUACUGGUGUGGCUGAGUUAGCGGCAACGGCUAAGAAGGCACAUUCACCUUCAACAAAGAAUGGUGCAUCCAAGCUGGACCUUGAGAACUUGGAACCGCUUGAAAGCCCACAAAAGAAGCCAUCUUCCAAAGCUCGUGUGGAGGCUAAGCUGAACGAAAUGGGGUACAGGAAAAUAUCUGAAGUCAGUCAAGAGCCACUGAAAAAAUGCUUGACAGCGGUGUCCGAGGCAGAGACAGAAACCUCAACUUCGGAUGCUGCCGUUAUAGAAAAUGGAGCACCCAACCCAGCAGCUACUCCAGCAGAAGAGGUCGCUAUGACAAAGGACGAAGAGCAGACCCCGGCAUCUCAAGAUGCGGAGCCUGCAACGAACCAAGAAGUAGAUACAAAGCCUGCGACAAACCAAGACGUGGAGACUGCACCUCCGCAAACAGGCGAGCCAGAAGAAGCAAAGGCAAAACAAGCAAGAAUCAACGAGCCUGAGACGGCAACACAAGCAAACGAAGAUCAGAAUCAGCCGCUCGAGACCGAAGGGCCAACGACACCUGCUGAAAAGGUGAAGCCAAUGAAGAGAUUCGCCCGAGGCUUCAAAAAUAUCGUCCACAGGUCACACAUGCCACACAUGCCACACAUGCCACACAUGCCACACUUACCACAAGUGCCGCGCCCAAAAGGUGCUGUCACCCACUUUCAACGUAUGCUUCAUUCACGCAGAGAGAAAGCUGCCAUUAGGGCAAGCCCUCGUUCUACUACGGCGACUUCCUUGGAUGCAGUACGAAGCAACGCUUCGGACUCUGAGAAGCAAGAGCAAGGCUCAGGCUCACAAGCAGUGACGGUCAAAGCAUCUCAGAAGAGGCCUGCGCUGAAGGGGGAGUUGUCCCCGAAAAGAGAGCUAUCACCGAAGCGCAAAGUGACGUUCGAUGAUGAGCACCCAGAUGCAGUCGGCCAAAACAAAGGUGUCCGCUUUUCAUUUGACCAGGACGGAGACAACGAGGGAUUGGAAGUAUCCGAUUCAGGUGAAGCAGCAUCGGGAGACAACUGUCUCAAUACAACAUUACGAACACCUACGACGAUUAUGAUCCCUGCAACUGGCCAGGGCGAUGUCCGGAAUUUAAUGGAGGGCUCACAUGGAUUGCAUGAGAAGAAGCAACCAGUUCCUGUCUUCAACGAAGAAAAGCAACGUGCGUCUCCAGGACAAUGCGACAUGGGAAAACCUGAGACUAUUGAAGUACCCGUGCGUAGGGAUCGACAUAGCAAACAUGGCAGGAAGCUGGAAGCCGAGCACCAUCGGUUCCCAGACCACAAGGACGAAUUUAGAACGACGGGCGAACGCCGUGGGCGCUUCAAACGAUGGCUCAGCAACGAUCUGUUGCAAGAAAAGCCUUCCAUGAAGACAUCAAUGCUCAAUAUGGAUGUAAGCUUCGAAACAAACUCACUGCUGAACGGAGAUGAAGAAACCAGUGCCCCGAUUUCUCUUGCUCACAUAUCGGACACAAAAGUCGCCAAGAAUUUAAUCAGAACGAACUCGUUCUCGAGACAAAACUCUGCCAAUGGAGGUCCAACAACAAGACAAAUCCUGAACAUGCUCACUAUUGAAACUGAAACUGAAACUUCUUCCGAUGUCGACAAUGCGGCGGAUUCUGGUGAGAAGAGGCUCUUUGCGAAAUACGCACCAAAAGUACUCAAACUCCCAGCUCCAGUGUUGAAGAAAACCACUUCGUUAUUCGAUGAGAACAGAGUUCAAGCUCGCAUGGAACGCAACAAUAGCAAUUUGUCCUACGAGGUUUCGACGUCAGGGGAAUCAAUGCCCAAGGAGCCAAACAUUAUUGGAGAGAUAGAAUUUGUUUCGCCACAAGUUUCACACGAACAGGAUGACCCCAUCACUGAGAAAAGUGAACCACCUGUCCAAGCAAAACCUGCAGGGAAAAGGGGAAACAAGAAAGGAUUGGGUGCUCUCUUCGGUAUCAGAAGUAAAACCUCAGAGUCACCCAGAGCAGGGCCUUCUUCGCCCAAGAAGGUCCACGUCAAUGUUGAAAACGACGGAACGGAAUUUGAGGUUGCGAGGCCAGUGUCUCCGCCACCAAAAAGCCCACCACCAAGUCCGCCACCGAGACGAAGCAGGAAACAUGCCGUGAAGAGUCUGACUCGAAGGCUGAUACCGAAUCGGCAAGCACGUUCUCAAAGUUCCAGGAGUACGGAUGGCGAACGUGCACAUAAAGCCUGCGCCUUUCCAAAAUGCGAGGCAGAUGGCAAUGAAACGUACACGUUUGGACCCAAUUCUUUGGAGUUACCGGAUAUCAGGACAGUCGAAAGCGAUGAUGCCGUGGAGGCCUCGCUGAGCAUGUACAGGAGCGGUAACAACGGGCAGGGUCAAAUGUGUUGCUCUCCAGUUGGUUGGCAGCACGAAAAGAAUGUUCGGCCUGAGCCUGAGACCCCGAGCGCCGCUUUCACUCCCAACUUUCCCUUUUCGCCAAGAAGUGAGGCGAAUACUAACUUUGAAAGCUAUGUGUCUGACACCGCACUUGUUACAGAAUCGGGCGGCAUUUCGUCCAUGACAGUAGCCUCAUUCGACGUCGACGAGGACAAGUACAUGGGGUGUGGAAUAUUUGGAGCCGAUAGCCUGGAAGAUAUUCUCUUGCAAGAUUUUGAUUCUGUGACAUCUGAAUCCGACGAAAACAACGAUCUCAUUGAUAUCGCUAGAUCACGGAUUGCUGCUGAUGAAGCACAAGAGAAGGCGCGUCGGGCUGCAAAGUAUGCAGCAAAAGCCGCAAAAAUGGCCGCCGCGAAGUCUCAAAAGGCAAGGAACAAGAGUGCUCGGUACAUUUCACGCCACGAGGGAUUGGGACGACCGACUAGUGGAUACGACAGCAACGAAACCCCACCAGCAGGCCGCCACGCGUCUGUGAAAAUCCAGGAAUCGGGCAGUAGUCCACCAUCGUCGCCACGAAAGUUCAUGGGUCCACCCCCAAAGAGACUUCCGCCUUCGGCUGUCACUCCGCGACCGGCCAAAUCCAUUUUGAAGCCACCGCGCCAUUGGCCUCCUCCCCCGCCUGCACCACCAUCCUCCUUGCGUCGAUCGAGAAGAAACAGCAAUGAUCACUAUCAGAGCAAAGAAGGCAGUGCCUUCUGGCCAGAAGCAUUCAGGUCAAUGUUGCCGAUGUACCAGUAUGGAAAACCGGAGCGACGGGACGACACGGAGGAAGAAUCGACUCCUUCUAUCAUGACGCGCGACACCUUUGCCAGCGGCGAGGACGGACAAGAACUGAUUAUGUUGGAGGAAUUCUGAGUGGGCUCGGGAGAUAUAGUUGACCACCCAGGGACGCCAGCUUGCUAGAAUCGGAGGGAGAUGCUGGGAUUGAUUGUAAUCUAUCUGGUAGGGGCUUGGAAUGAUAGAUUUAAUAGCAAACCUUAGCACUUUUGUCCUUCCAAAUGGCGGCUUAUUCUAACUGAGGUGUUUUUCAAUCGUAAACCAGACACAAACAA